Molecule: messenger RNA, 210 nt
Organism: Stylonychia lemnae
Lineage: Eukaryota; Ciliophora; Spirotrichea; Sporadotrichida; Oxytrichidae
Source: the annotation of a GenBank genome assembly
AUGAUUAAUACAACAAACGGUGAAGUAAUGUCUGCAUUUAAAGAUACCACUAUGCCAGGCAUACCUGAGUGGACAAUGGACUUUAAAAACGGAGUAUUAUUCGACUCCUAUGGAAUGAUCUACUUAGGACUCAUAAUUAUAUCGUAACCACUUAUGGUCAAGCGAUGCUAGAAUUAGUGCUAUAGCUGCUAUGAAAUUUAAUUCAAAUGA